Molecule: messenger RNA, 2231 nt
Organism: Lonchura striata (white-rumped munia)
Lineage: Eukaryota; Metazoa; Chordata; Aves; Passeriformes; Estrildidae
Source: RefSeq, a predicted model, not a curated record
GACGCCUCAGCACUGUGGCUGGAUCGGGUCCACACAUGGCAUCACUGGAGCCAGGCCUCACCAAGUCCCUGAACGGGGGCCCCAUGCCCCCACAGCGCCCUGGCACUCGGGACCAGACCUACCUGGAUGAGCUCAUCAGCAUCCCCAAGGGCAGCGGGCCUGGGUUCAGCUUUAGGAAACUCUGGGCUUUCACCGGUCCCGGCUUCCUCAUGAGCAUCGCCUACUUGGACCCAGGCAACGUGGAGUCGGACCUGCAGAGCGGGGCGCUGGCGGGGUUCAAGCUGCUGUGGGUGCUGCUGUGGGCCACCGUCCUGGGGCUGCUGUGCCAGCGCCUCGCCAUCCGUCUAGGCGUGGUGACCGGGAAAGACCUGGGCGAGAUUUGCUACCUCUAUUACCCCAAGGUGCCCCGUGUGCUGCUCUGGCUCAUGAUUGAGAUCGCCAUCAUCGGCUCUGACAUGCAGGAGGUGAUCGGGACAGCCAUUGCUUUCAGCCUGCUCUCAGCUGGCCGCAUCCCCCUCUGGGGUGGGGUCCUUAUCACCAUCGUGGACACCUUCUUCUUCCUCUUCCUCGAUAAGUACGGGCUCCGCAAACUGGAGGCUUUCUUCGGCCUCCUCAUCACCAUCAUGGCCCUGACCUUUGGCUAUGAGUAUGUGGUGGUGAGGCCAAGGCAGGUGGAGGUGCUGAAGGGCAUUUUCCUGCCCAGCUGCCCGGGCUGUGGGCGAAACGAGCUGCUGCAGGCCAUGGGCAUCAUCGGCGCCAUCAUUAUGCCCCAUAACAUCUUCCUCCACUCCUCCUUGGUCAAGACACGGCUGAUCGACCGCGCCAAGAAGGAAGCAGUGCAGGAGGCCAAUAUGUAUUUCCUGACCGAGUCCUGCCUGGCCCUCUUUGUCUCUUUCCUCAUCAACCUCUUUGUCAUGGCUGUCUUUGGCCAGGCUUUCUACCACCAGCGAAAUGAGGACGUGCACAACAAGUGCAUCAACAGCAGCAUCAGUCACUUCGCCGGCAUCUUCCCCACCAACAACGAGACAGUCUCUGUGGAUAUCUACCAGGGGGGUGUCAUCCUGGGCUGCUAUUUCGGGGCAGCAGCACUGUACAUCUGGGGCAUCGGGAUCCUGGCAGCAGGACAGAGCUCCACAAUGACCGGGACUUACGCAGGGCAGUUCGUCAUGGAGGGCUUCCUGCAGCUCCGCUGGUCCCGCUUCGCCCGGGUGCUCUUCACCCGCUCCUUUGCCAUCCUGCCCACUGUCUUCGUGGCUGCUUUCAAGGAUGUCAGCCACCUCACAGGCAUGAAUGACCUGCUCAACGUCCUGCAGAGCAUCCUGCUGCCUUUUGCCGUCCUGCCUGUCCUCACCUUCACCAGCCUGCACCCGCUCAUGCAGGACUUCAGCAACAGCCUCCCGGGGAAGGUGCUGAUGACCCUCAUAACGGGGCUGGUCUGCGCCAUCAAUGUUUACUUCGUGGUGGACUUUUUGCCAACACUGCACGGCCUGGAAUACUACAUUCCCCUGAGCCUGCUCCUGGCUGCCUACGUGGCUUUCGUCGCCUACCUGGUAGGGCUGGCACCGCGGGAUAGGGGCGGGACAGUGUCCCUGGUGGGCGCUCAUCGACUUGUCCUCUUUGCCGCUGCAGAUCUGGACAUGCACUAUCGCACACGGAGCCCGGUUCCUGGCCCGGGGCCACCACAGCCGCUUCAAUUUCGGUCUCGCCCUCGACCCUACAGAGACACGGUGACAGAUCCCAUCCCUGCUUGUUAUCCCCACGGCCCGGCCCAGCGCAGCCUCCUGGACACGGAUUUCCUGCCACUCCGAGUCCGGGCAUGUUUUAGCCAGAGAUGCACCCAGCAAGGAAAGGGUUAUCACACAGGCAGACCUCCCCCCAAGAUCUUCGAGCUCAGCGCUUCUUCCCACCCCCAACCCCCGCCAAUUCCGGGGUGCUGGUCCAGGCUUGACGCGAGGGGAGUGGGAUGGCAGCGGGCGAUUCCCCCAUCCAUUGGCACGGACGCUCCGGUGAAUGAGCCGCGCCGGAGACUUCCCCUGCUCAUUAUGGCCAGGAUCCGCCGGCUCCCGGGACCGCUAAUUACCGCCGGGGACCGCUAAUUACCGCCGGGGACCGCUAACCACCCGCAGCGCCCGCCGCCAGCGGGGCCAGCCCCGGGACCGGCCCCAUCCCCACGGGCGGCUCCGAAACGUGUUGGGAGGGAGACGGCAGAUAAACGGCGUGUUCGUAACCCG